GUAGUUACAACGUAUGCAUCAAAAGCAAGAAAUAAGUAAAAAUUAUGUAAUUUACGUAUCUGACUUUGCCGCUAAAUAAAGAUUUCGGUUCAAAACAAGUUAAUACUUGAGAAAACUGAUGUAGAAGAAAAAUUAGAGAAAUAUCACCAUGACAGAGAAAAAAGUUACGAUUCUACAUUUUAACGAUGUGUACAAUAUUGAGCCGCAGAAAAUUGAACCAUCUGGUGGGGCAGCCAGGAUGACUCAUUAUGUGAAAUCAUUAAAGGAUGAAAAUCCUCUUGUAUUGUUCAGUGGGGAUGCUCUUAAUCCUUCUUUAAUGAGUAUAUUUUUGAAAGGUAACCAGAUGAUACCAAUGUUAAAUGCCAUACAGGUACAAUGUGCAGUGUAUGGUAACCAUGACUUUGAUUUUGGUGUUGACCAUUUAGAGGAUUUUGCGGAGCAGACAAAUUUUCCCUGGUUGAUGAGUAAUAUCACAGAUAGGUUAACAUUUAAACCAUUAGCUGAAGGCAAAGUGAAACAUAUGCUAGACUGGCACGGUGUUAAGAUAGGGUUAAUGGGUCUGGUAGAGGAGGAAUGGAUUGAUACUUUAUCUACUAUAGACCCUGAAGAUAUCAUUUUUGAAGAUUUUGUAGAAGUUGGAAACAAGUUAGCUGCUGAACUCAGGGAAGAGGGCGCAGACUUGGUGAUAGCAUUGACUCACAUGAGAUGGCCAAAUGACAGAAAGUUAGCCCAGUGUGUUGACGGUCUAGAUAUUGUACUAGGAGGACAUGAUCAUGACUUUAAUGUAGAAAAAGUAAAUGGAAAGUAUGUGAUAAAGAGUGGUACUGACUUCCGUAACUUAAGUAAGAUAGUAAUGACAAAAACUGAUGACAAAGUGGACGUUACAGUGGAUUGUGUAGAUCUAGAUUCUAGUAUCCCAGAAGAUGAAGAUCUGAAAAAAGAAGUCUUUAAAAUAACAGCUGAAAUAGACAAAAAGAUGGACGAGUAUCUAGGAAGCAUGGGUGUAUCAAUGGAUGGUAGAUUCGCUUCUAUAAGAACCAUGGAAACCAAUUUAGGAAAUUUUGUAACAGAUAUUAUAUUAGAAGCAGUGCCUGCAGAUAUAUGUCUCAUCAACUCGGGAACAUUUAGAUCUGAUAGAAUACAUCAAAAAGGCGAGUUCCGACUGCGGGAUCUUCUCACAAUAUUGCCAUUAAUGGACCCCCUUGUUGUCAUUGAAAUCUCAG
Ruditapes philippinarum (Manila clam) is the source of this 1223-nucleotide messenger RNA. RefSeq names its product snake venom 5'-nucleotidase-like. Lineage: Eukaryota; Metazoa; Mollusca; Bivalvia; Venerida; Veneridae. Gene Ontology annotation, biological process: nucleotide catabolic process. Gene Ontology annotation, molecular function: hydrolase activity. The record is from RefSeq and is a predicted model, not a curated record.